AUGUCUUCGCCGGGUCCAGGAAAAAAGCGAAUGGAUACUGAUGUCGUUAAAUUAAUCGAAAGUAAGUAUGAAGUCACUGUCCUCGGUGGGCUCAAUGAACUGAUGGUGAAGUUUAAUGGUCCUCCUGAAACACCCUAUGAAGGUGGAAUAUGGAAAGUCCGGGUUGAGCUUCCGGAACGAUAUCCUUUCAAGUCACCCUCUAUAGGGUUCAUGAAUAAAAUAUUUCAUCCAAAUAUUGAUGAAGCGUCUGGGACUGUUUGCUUGGAUGUAAUUAACCAGCAGUGGUCGGCUGUUUACGAUCUUACUAAUAUUUUUGAAUCUUUUCUGCCUCAACUCUUGGCCUAUCCGAACCCUACGGAUCCUCUAAAUAGUGAUGCUGCUUCACUUUUUAUGUACAAGCCAAUGGAUUAUGUUUCAAAAGUGAAAGAGUAUGUUCAGCGCUUUGCAACUGAGGAGGCUCUGAAAGCCGAGGAAGGUGGAGCAGAAUCAAGUUCAGACGAUGAGAGUUCAAUGUCAGAUUAUUCCGAAGACGAGGCUCGAGAUAUGGAGCUCUAG
This is a messenger RNA of Echinococcus granulosus, 555 nucleotides long. RefSeq names its product Ubiquitin-conjugating enzyme E2 H. The coding region runs from base 1 to 555 and encodes 184 amino acids. Gene Ontology annotation, molecular function: ubiquitin conjugating enzyme activity. Gene Ontology annotation, cellular component: nucleus. The transcript is spliced from 6 exons. Gene Ontology annotation, biological process: ubiquitin-dependent protein catabolic process; protein polyubiquitination. The record is from RefSeq and is a predicted model, not a curated record. NCBI's taxonomy places the organism in Eukaryota, Metazoa, Platyhelminthes, Cestoda, Cyclophyllidea, Taeniidae.